Molecule: messenger RNA, 648 nt
Organism: Paramecium octaurelia
Lineage: Eukaryota; Ciliophora; Oligohymenophorea; Peniculida; Parameciidae
Source: the annotation of a GenBank genome assembly
AUGAAUAUUCAGAUUGCAUAAAUGAGUUUGUAUAAACUGAAAGAUAUUUACUUGUCAAAUGAAUUAAAAGUUUGUGUUAAUUAUGGAUAUGCUUCUUACACUUAGGUUGGUUAGAAAUAUGUUGCAGUUAUCUUUAUGUCAAGUUAAAUCCCAGAUAAAUUAGAUAAAGCAAAGAUAUGGAGAGAGAAAUAUAUUUUGUUAUUUAUAACUCAGAAGUUGUUAGACCACAUAGAAUUCUAUUGCAUGAAAAAAAAUGAAUAAGUGAAUAAAUAUUUUAUGUUUUAUCAAUCAACUUAAGUUUACUUAUUCAAAGUUAUUUAUAAUUUUACUAAAGAUUAUGAAGCCAAUUUCAUUAAAAGACGAUAAAAUAGCCAAAAGUUUACUAAAAUAAAUUCAUUCAAAUACAUAACAAUUCAAUAUAUGCAAUAAUUUAAUUAUUUUGCUCUUCUAAAACUAUAACUGAUUAGUUUUUUGAUUUAAAGUUGCAAAUUCUUUUAAACAAAAAGAAUUUAGUUUAAGUAAAAUUUUCAAACACUCCUUUAUUUUUACGAGAAAUAUUUUGACAAUAUCCAAUAUGGUUUAUACUAAAUCUCUUUGUAUACUAUUAAAUCAAUAUUAACAUUAAUUAAUAUUUUAAUAUUAAGUUGA